This is a messenger RNA of Calypte anna (Anna's hummingbird), 3225 nucleotides long. Its product is annotated as acyl-coenzyme A thioesterase 1-like. Gene Ontology annotation, biological process: fatty acid metabolic process; acyl-CoA metabolic process. Gene Ontology annotation, molecular function: fatty acyl-CoA hydrolase activity. The coding region runs from base 648 to 2078 and encodes 476 amino acids. The record is from RefSeq and is a predicted model, not a curated record. Lineage: Eukaryota; Metazoa; Chordata; Aves; Apodiformes; Trochilidae. The transcript is spliced from 3 exons.
UCCCACCCUCCUGGUCACCCUUCCCAACUCAUCUGGCUGGGCAGGGCCUGGCAGAGACAUAGCCUUGGCCAAACCUUAGGGCAACCAACUAGGAGGAAGAGGCAGCCAGGAGACAUGAAGCAAUGCCGGUCUAGCGCUGGUUUCUCUUCUCCUCUCCUCGGCUGGAGCUGACACUCGCUCCCGCUCCUCGGUUGAGCUGCGCGGACCAGCAGGGUCCUGUGCUGCCCUUCUCGGAGGGGUCGGUGGCCCACGGCCCUUUCCCUGUUCGGACAGUGAAUCCCUACUGAGAUCCAGAUCAGUACCCGUCAGCACCUCGCCUGCCCGCAUCUCCCCUCGCCCAGAGCCACCGACCGGUCCUGGGGAGCUCGGAAGGGCGCCGGUCACCUCCCCGAGACGCAGCUGCGUCCCAGACAGCAGAGCCUUUAGCGAAGAACCCUCCCACGGCCGAGGAUUGGGGGGGGGAGGAGGGAAGAAGGCAGCGGAGGAGGCAGGCGGGGCGAGGGACUUUCUGUCCCGCUGCUCCCUGAGCUGGGCCAGCGGAGAUCCCGCAACCCCUGUCUGAGCCCGGCAUCGGCCCCUGCUCAGGUCCCGGUCCCGCGGGGAUCUGUCACGGAAUCCGCCAGCAGAGCCGGAAGCGACGCGGAGCCAUGUGGCAGCUCGGUGCCCGCUCCCUGUGCCGGCAGAGCUGCUGCAGCAGGCAGAGCUGGCUGCCCUGGCCCAGCCCCUGCCACGGCCCCCGCUCUGCAGCCCCACAGCACCGCGGCACCGCCCGGACCCCCGGGAUGGCCCCAGCCCGCAGCCUCUCCGCCGUGGCCACCUCCAUCCGCCUCUCGCCCGCCGCCCGCAGCCUCUUCGAUGAGCCGCUGGCCAUCGCCGUGCAGGGCCUGGGACCACGGCAGCAGGUCACCCUGCGGACAUCCCUGCGGGACGAGACAGGAGAGCUUUUCCAGGCCUAUGCCCGCUACCAAGCGGGAGACAACGGCGAGCUGGACCUCGCCCGCUGCCCCGCGCUGCCGGGAGGCAGCUUCUGCGGGCUGGAGCCCAUGGGGCUGCUCUGGGCUUUGCAGCCUCGGAAGCAGUACUGGCGGCUGGUAAAGCGAGACGUGCAGAGCCCUUUCCUGCUGCAGCUGGAGGUGUUUGAGGGCCACGGAGAGUCCCCCGGGCGGCUCCUGGCCCAGGCGCAGCACGAGCGGGUGUUCCUGCGGGAUGGGGUGCGGAGAGUCCCGGUGCGAGAGGGGAGGAUCCGGGCGACGCUUUUCCUGCCCCCUGGAAAUGGGCCCUUUCCAGGAAUUAUUGACUUGUAUGGAACCGGAGGUGGACUCCCUGAAUACAGGGCAUGCCUGCUGGCCAACCAUGGCUUUGCUGUGCUGGCUCUGGCUUACUACAGCUAUGAAGAUCUCCCCAAAGAGAUGAAGGAAUUCCACUUGGAAUAUUUUGAAGAAGCUGUAAACUAUAUGUUACAACACCCACAGGUUAAAGGUCCAGGAAUUGGAUUGCUGGGGAUCUCAAAGGGGGGUGACCUGUGCAUCUCCAUGGCUUCCUUCCUGAAGGGCAUCGCGGCCACUGCUCUCAUCAAUGGCUCAGUGGCAAAUGUGGGCGCAGUGCUCCACUACAAGGAUGUCACCAUUCCACCCCUUGGCAUGAACACUGAACGCAUCAAGGUCAACAAGUCUGGGAUUGCUGAUAUUGUCGAGGUACUGAACAACCCACUAGAAGGGCCUGACCACAAAAGCCUUAUCCCCUUGGAGAAAGCUGAGUGUCACUUCUUGUUCGUUGUUGGCCAGGAUGAUCGCAACUGGAAAAGUGAAUUCUUUGCAGUUGAGGGGAGCAGACGCUUGCAAGCUCAUGGGAAGGAAAAGCCUGAGAUAGUUUGUUAUCCUGGAGCAGGGCACUACAUUGAACCCCCUUUUUUCCCCAUGUGUGCAGCCUCAAUGCAUCUUCUAGUUGGCAUGCCUGUGGUGUGGGGAGGGGAGCCCAAGGCACACUGCGAGGCACAGAUAGAUGCUUGGCAGCAGAUCCAGGCUUUCUUCCACAAACACCUCACAGGCAAGCCACCUCGAAUAUCUAAUAAGCUAUGAUGUGAGUUUGGUUACUUUACAGAUUAAUAUUCUUUGUUAAAUGGCUCAAAGAACACCAGAGAAUAAGCUAUGGGACUUCCUAGAGGGUCAUAAUGGGCAAGAGUACAAGAGCUGCAUCAUUUUAACUCCCUCCUCUAACCUUGGAGGUCUUGUCCUCCUGUUGUGUGUAGUAUGGGAUUACAAACCAUGGAAAAGUGUUGAUGGUUAGGCUGGGUCUGCUUUGAACAUGAACUUAAGGGGAAGGGAACUCAUCCAAGCUGAGAAGUGGAAUGACAAUUUACCUUGGCUUUCUCAGAGGAAACAUUCUGUAUGCCAUUGUCCUUACCACAGCCAGCUUCAUGCUCUUUCCUCUUCUCCCACAUCACUGAAACGUAUCAGCCUUAACACUUAAUAUCUAGUAUGUCACUUACCAACAGCAGCAACACUCUGCCUGCAUCAACAGCCCAUAACCUAAGGUGACAUUCUGGGCACAGGCAAUGGAAAAUGAGGUAUUUGUUUUGAGGUGGUUUUGAGGUGCUGGUAAGCAUGAAGAACUAACAGAUUUGGAUCUGUUUGUAGUCUGUGCCUGGAACUCCUCAGUUCCAGAACUGGGCAUCUCCUCAGUAGGGCUGGACAUCCCUUCGUAGGCCAGCAGCACCUGUACAUCCCCUUGAUGCCUCCACAGCUUCCUGGUUUCUAAGUGCUGCUAAAACCAGCAAGGCUGCAAAGCCGGCAUGGCAGCUUCUAGAGGAAUCUUGAGCCAAGCACUGUUCAGGGGGGGUUGCGGGAGCUGCUGCCCGGUGCGGGAAGGCAGCAGGGGCAGGGCAGGGGAUGCUGUGUCCGGAGCUGUCUCUCGCUGGCCCUGUGUCUGUGUCUCUGAGGAGCCGGGGGCUCUCUCUCAUCCCUCACCUGGGGGUCAUCAGUCACUUUUGGCAGCGAAGGAGCUGGAAUUAAAAAUCACUGAAUAUUGCUCCAGGGGUGCCGGUGAGGCUGCACUGUUGUACUCAAAAUGUUUUAAUACGUCGGUGCCUUAAAAACCCAAGCUGAGUGGACAAAGUCUUUUAGUCACUGCUCAUGUUUAUGUGUAUUCUGUACGUCUGUCGAUGCCUUUUGCAAUCGUUGUCCUUUUUUUUUUUUUUUUUUUUAAUGGAUUAAAAUGAAACGGUAA